Molecule: messenger RNA, 2035 nt
Organism: Caenorhabditis auriculariae
Lineage: Eukaryota; Metazoa; Nematoda; Chromadorea; Rhabditida; Rhabditidae
Source: the annotation of a GenBank genome assembly
AUGAGCGGAAUAAGUUGGACGAGGUGUAUAGGAGAAGACGAAAAAUGCUACGUGUCGGAGAGCGACUUCUGGGUCGAGAUAGUCGCCUUCGCGCGCUUUUUGCGCGGGCUCGAAAAAACGGAGAUCGUUUUUAUCAUUGGCGAAAGGUGAAAAGUUUGCGAGUCUGAAAGCGAUGGUUUACGGGAAACGAUCAAAACGCUUUCAAAAGCAUCAAGAAAACUUUGAUAUAAAAAGCUGAAUGGAUCGAGAAUGUACUUUACAUUUAAAAAUAAAAAAUUUUUUUUCCAAAAUUAUUGCUAAGGGGAAUUUUACAGCUGCCAAUCCUUCCUGGUCAAAUCUGUGACGUGACUAUGACUUUUGCUGUCAACGUGGCUCAGUUCUUCCUCCAGCAGCCGAAUGACCCGACUUUCUCCCAGCUCAACGAACUUCACACGCAGCUGAACAUUUUCUACCGCAAUUGGCCGAACUAUCCUAUUGUCACCGUGCCGAUGCAUGCGAACGGUUCGUUUUGAAUGUUUUCUUCAGCGAAAAAAAUAUAAUCAGUAUUCAGGUGAAAAAUCUCGAUUAUUUUUUUAAUCUUUGACUACAUAAAAAAAUUUUUUUAUCAUGUUUUUUUAACCUCAGGCAACAGAAAAAGCGAACUUUUUUUCGCCUGAAAAGGUUUCAUCAAAAAUGUGAAAAAAAUUUGAGAAUGUUUAAAAUUUACUAGGUUCACCCAUUUGAAGAAAAACAUUUCUCCACUGACGAGAUCAAUAUUUUUUUCGCAUGGCUAUCAUUUUUUUCCGAAUACUAGGUGUAAACUUUUUGAAAUAUUUCUCCAGCCAAUUUUAUUAAAAAAACUGGAAUAUCAAUAAACGAAAGUUCAACAACAAGUUUUUUUCAUCAUUCUCUUAUUUUUCGGUGAUUUAUCAAGAACCCUUUUCCAGAAACCCAGUAUUGCGCGGUUUACAUGGGAAACACUUUCGUGAGAGGCGCCACCGUCGGUUACAUUGUCGAGUCCGACGAGAUGAUGGUUCGUCUCAUUGAUCUCGGCGGCUACAUUUCUCAUCCGAGAUCUACUCUCAGGAAGCUUUGGUAAGCUUUCAGUUCUCUUUCUUGAAGUUUUUGAAUUUAAAAUGUAUUGAUUCCAGCGAAGAAGCUUUCCACUUGCCGGGACAGGCUAUUGCCUCUCAACUCGCUUACGUGAAGCCUCUGACAGGUUAAUGUUUCAUAUUUUUUUAUACUAUAUUUUAGUUUUCUGAUUUAGAUUGAGAGAUAGAAGAAUGUUAAAAUCUUCUAGUACAAUAACCACUAGCUUGAAAAGUUAUUAAGUAAGAGUUUCAAAAAGAUGAAAAAAAAACAAGAUUCAUGAAAGAAAAAAAUUUGGAAAAACCAAAAAGUUAUUUUCAGUGCACUUCGACCCGCGUGGAGAAGCCGUGAUCAAGGAACUCUGCAUCGGUAAAAGGAUCAAGGCUAGAUGUCUCGGAUACACUUUGGACAGCAGUCAGGCUUUGGUCGAACUCUACGUCACUUUUCCUGACCAAAAGGUAAUAACUUUGCGAUUCCAGAGUGGUCUCUAUAGGGGUUAGGGAAGAAGUAAUCCCUGGAGGGCUAAAUUUUAAGUGGUUCCUAUAGGGUUCAAGGGCCUGACCCCUUAGCCCCUGAAUCUCAAGUGGGCCCUAUAGAGGUCAUUCAUUUUCAUUCAAAAACCGUUUUUAUUCAGUUUUUCUCAUGGGAAUGCUUCUUCGCUUAGAGUUAAUAACAAUUAUCGCUAGCCUUUCCUUUAAAGGGGUCACUUUUGCAAGCUUUAGUGGGCCCUAUAGAGGUUGGUUAAGUGGUAGCUAGAGGAAAUCCUCGAAGGGCACCUAUAGAAACCACUCUGGAGCUCCUAAAAAGAAUAAUUUUCCAUAGAAAAAUGUAAAAUCAAACCAUCUGAAUCAUUUUCCAGAUUGAACGCCUUGACAUGUUCCUGCGCCAGAACAACUUUGCUGCUCCUUCCGAGAUGGUGGCCUAUUCUCCUACAGUUCCUGCUCUCUUCUUCCAGAACCGAGUUUGA